Brassica napus (rape) is the source of this 1239-nucleotide messenger RNA. RefSeq lists its product as uncharacterized. The transcript is spliced from 4 exons. NCBI's taxonomy places the organism in Eukaryota, Viridiplantae, Streptophyta, Magnoliopsida, Brassicales, Brassicaceae. Bases 1 to 1239 code for a protein of 412 amino acids. Gene Ontology annotation, molecular function: cysteine-type peptidase activity. The record is from RefSeq and is a predicted model, not a curated record. Gene Ontology annotation, biological process: proteolysis.
AUGGCACUGAGAGAUCCGUUCUCAUUUAUUGAGAAUUCAUCAUUCGCGCUUGGUUUGUCUCAGGAAGAAAAACAGGAUCACACUGACGGUAGAUCCUCCCAAGAGCCAGAAAGUAUCGAAGAAGACAGUCAUGAUAAGCUCCCACAACGUAGAAAGAGUUUGCGGCUACGAAAUUUUCUGAAUUCAACUUUGCCUCAGUCGACUUCGGUCGAACAGAUUUCUGAGAUGGAAUUGUUCCCUGUUAUUGAGAUUCCGUCGUUCUCCCUGGGUUUGUCCCAGGAAGAUAAUAAUGAUGACCUGGUGAACGGGUUGGCUGCUGAACAAGUCGCAGUAGAAAAGGAUAAUCCUUUUGAUUUACAAGAAUGCAGGAGAGGCAAAAGACAAAAAACAGUUACCCAUGGCCUCGUUGAUGUUUUCCAGUGUAGUCCAGAUAUAUUAAAUAGACCAAGGGAAUCCCAAAUGGCUGUGUAUGGCAAAGCUGAUUCUUGGGAAUAUACUCAAAAAUAUACCAAACUGGCCCAGAAGCUGAAAUCACAUUUUGUUAUUCAUUUUGGAGGGUGUCAAGUUUCAAACAAAGACAUUAUUGACAUUGUCGAAAGGGCCAAGCCAUACUCUUCAAAGGUGAUGGAUGUACUCAUGAAGCAUCUUAGCUUGUCAUAUGCUAAUCAGUCUCUUAGCGAAGAGAGCAAGAAGUCGGUAUUUUUGGAUUCCAAGUUCGUUGCCUCUUUGUCUAGGAACUACUCCAAAUUCUCCAAAAUACAGGCUAAGGAAACACAUGUGUUCACAAAGGGUCUGGUAGAAGUGUUUGAAGAGAUGGUGGACCAUUGUUCUGAUCACUAUGUUUUCUAUGUCCCUUUUAAUCUGGUUAAGAAACACUGGGUCGGUUUGUGUGUGGAUGCUUCCUCUUGGAUCAUUACAGUUUUUGAUUGCAACACCUCGCUAAGGAGCGAAGCUUCGAUGAGUUUCGAACUUAAACCAAUUUCAGAGAUGUUUCCUUACCUGAUGAAACAAGCUGGGUGGCGAAUUUCAAACUCUCAACUGGUGCCAAUGGUCGUUGAAAGAGCAAAAACCGUUCCGCAGAACAUCAUAUCAUCAGAUUCUUCGUUGACGUCGGUUUUGCUUAUGCAGACACAUGCUCUCUCUGGAAUCGAAGCAUGUCGUUGUAUCGCACCCCAUAUCUUAGCUUCUGAGGCGCAAAGGGUUGCUGUUCUGCUCUAUGAGUACCACAUGAAACUCUAG